UAAAAUGCUAUCACUGUCCCCAUAUAUACAAACAAAUGCAUAUGGAUAUAAAUAUUCCGGCCAUUGCCCAGUAAAGAACACGGAAGAACCACACCAAAGUUUCUUAACCAUGUCCACAGGCGUGCACAUAGUGGCUUAUCCCUACCCAACCCCAGGCCAUAUUAUACCUCUGCUCGACCUCACUCACCGCCUGCUAACCCGCGGCCUCACUGUCACCGUUUUCGUCACCCCCUCUCACCUUCCUUACUUCGCACACCCGUCUUCUCUCAAACACUUGAUUCUUCCUGCCCCUGAUAUUACGUCUCCUCCGCAGAAGAGGAUCGUUGCUACCAUGCGCGCUUUGCGUGACCUUCACUAUCCUAUCCUCCUCCAAUGGUUCCGAUCUCAUUCCUCGCCCCCUGUUGCCAUUAUCUCGGAUUUCUUUCUCGGUUGGACCCAGGACCUAGCGUGCGAGCUCGGUAUUCCUCGGGUCGUCUUCUCACCUUCCGGUGCCUUUACGUUGUCGGUUUCAUUCUCUCUUACUCGCGAUCCAAGGGAAAACGAUGAUCCGGAGGAUAUCAACUUCCAGGUUUCGUUCCCGAAACUCCCGAAUUCCCCAGCUUAUCCAUGGUGGCAGAUCCCCGGACUUUAUAGAAGCUAUAAAGGAGACCCAGAUACAGAAUUUUAUAGAAAUAACAUGCGAGCCAAUUCGAUGAGUUGGGGAAUGGUGUUUAAUUCGUUCGUCGAUCUGGAGCGCGUUUACUUUACGCAUCUGAAGAAAGAACUCGGAAAUGAUCGGGUGUGGGCCGUAGGACCCUUAUUGCCUCUGGAACACCACGAAUCCAUUGUUAGGGGUAAAGCAAGUUCUGUGCAGUUCCAUCAUCUCAAGAUGUGGUUGGAUGCUCGUUCGGACAACUCGAUUGUCUAUGUUUGCUUCGGGAGUAGUGUGGCAUUGACAAGUAGGCAAAUGGAUGUGCUGGCUGCUGCGUUGGAACAGAGUGGCGUCCAGUUUGUUUUGUGCGUGAGGGUGCCUCAUGAAGACGAGCAGCAGCAUUCGAAUGCUGAUCAUGGCGUCAUUCCCGAUGGGUUCGAAGAUCGCGUGGCGGGCAGAGGGUUUGUGAUAAGGGGAUGGGCACCACAGGUAUCCAUACUGGGCCACCGAGCCGUGGGUGCGUUCGUGACUCACUGCGGGUGGAACUCGGUGCUAGAGGGGAUUGCCGCUGGAGUUGUGAUGUUGACAUGGCCAAUGGGUGCGGACCAGUACACGAAUGCCAAGUUGUUGGUGGAGCAGUUAGGGGUUGCAAUCAGAGCUUGUGAGGGCACUCAGAGCAUUCCCGAAUCAGCCGAGUUGGCUCGGCUGUUGGCCAUGUCGGUUGAAGAGGGUAGGCCAGAGAGGGUCCUGGCCAAGGAGCUGAGUGCCGCAUCCCUAUGUGCAGUCAAAGGAGGUAGUUCCGAUAUAAAUUUAGAUGACUUCAUCCAACAAUUAGCUGAUCUUGGGAAGUGAUCAGAGCCAACACUUACAAUUCUUUUGUACCCGUAGGCAGUGAUAUCGGUUC
Messenger RNA from Juglans microcarpa x Juglans regia, 1535 nucleotides. RefSeq names its product UDP-glycosyltransferase 89B2-like. The record is from RefSeq and is a predicted model, not a curated record. Gene Ontology annotation, molecular function: UDP-glycosyltransferase activity. The transcript has a single exon. Bases 5 to 1483 code for a protein of 492 amino acids. Lineage: Eukaryota; Viridiplantae; Streptophyta; Magnoliopsida; Fagales; Juglandaceae.